AUGGGAAUCUGGGGGACGGUGAGAUUUUUACCCCCCGAAAAAGUCAACGGCCGGAACGGGUCGCGGAGGUGGAGCGGAUUGGGUCGGGACGAGGCAGAAGAGGACCCGGGCAGCGGCGACGGCGUCUCCGGCGAGGUCUUCGUCGGCGGGGGCGACGGAUCCGGCCGGGCUCGUGCUCCCGCGACCGGAUCUGGCGAUGGCGGCGGCGGAGCUCCUCCGGGGCGACGGCGGCGGACGGGGAAGACGGCGGGCGGGCGGCGCAUGCGGCGAGCUCGCCGGCGGGCGGCGCUGGAGAUCGGGCGGCGGAGUGCGGGGCGACGGGGCGCGCGCUCGGGCGGCAGUGUAGGAGGCGGCGCGGGCGCGGGGCCCGGCGUGGCCCGGUUCGGUCCGGAGCGGGCCGGAUCUGGGCCCCGGGCGGCGGCGGUGAUGUGGGCGCGGGGAGGUGACGUGGCGGCGUGCUAUUGGACUGGGCGGCGGCCGGACACGUCCGUCGGCGAGGGGAAGUUUGUCCGGCGGCGCGGAGGGGAAGAAGGCUAG
Molecule: messenger RNA, 537 nt
Organism: Aegilops tauschii subsp. strangulata
Lineage: Eukaryota; Viridiplantae; Streptophyta; Magnoliopsida; Poales; Poaceae
Source: RefSeq, a predicted model, not a curated record